CAUUGAUUUUUCUCAUCGUAAACUUGAGCUUACUAGUCUUGAAGCAAAGAGAAGGUUCCAAUAAUCAAGUAGUUCCUCAGCCGAACCCGGAGGAAGACAACAAACAAGAUGGUGUUUUCCUCUGUCGAAGAAAGCAACAAAGGUGCUAUUGCAUUCCGGCAUACGGUGGUGGAGAGCAUCUUGCAGGUGGUGGACGAGGUUGCAAUGAUGAAAUACGGCCGCUCGCUGCCGAUCGAUCAAAUGCGGACCCUCGUCAGUAUCCUUUGCACUUACAACUGUUACCUACAGCGUAGCAAGUAGUGUUAAUUCAAUUUCAGUUUGUUUCAACAUCAACAAUAACACAUUCUCGACUAAGUUGUUGAGGAUAAUUUGUCAAAUUCAAAUAAACCUCGAUUGCAGCAAUGCUAAGUAGAGCAAAUUCUUGCGUGCGCUUGCAGAUUUUUUAUUCAAGCCAAUCCUUUCCAUUAUUUCUUCAGAUCUCGAGGCUGGACGACUUGGAAGCCGACUGUCAGAUGAAGAUGUGCUCUUCGAGAAGUUUGCGAUUGGUCGGGGAGUGCAAGAAGUGGUAGAUGCGUUUAAUGCUGUUGACGGCCUGAUACUUCUUCGGGAGACGGGCGAAUCAUUCAAGGUGAAGCUUCAUGCCCACUCUGUUACUUUUGACGACAUGCUUUCUUUUGCAGCUCACUUGCACGGGGAGGCUUUCGCGGUCUGUAGCAUUUGCGAGGACAUCGAGAUGCCUGGAGGAACAGCAUUAUGAUCUGAUGUUAUUUGAUAGAAUCAGUAAAAAAUAAAAAUGAGUCGAUGAGUCAAAUACGUCGCUGUAAGGCCACAGGAGUACAGCACAUAACCAAUCAUGAUUUGCAGUCCGUGUCCUCUCAUCAGUCUGGUUCCCGUGCUGUAUCCUGCUAUUGUGAAACAAAACAUUUUCAUACCCUGCAGCCGGAGCAAGUGGCUCCUCAGGAGUAGCUGGGGCAGCAGCAGCAGCAGCAGCUUCGGAUAUUGGUGUGACAGGAAGCGCAAGCGCAGGUCCAGCAGCAGCGCACGUUGCUGCGGCUGCCGCGUCAGCAGAGGCAGCUUUCGCAAUUGCAGAAGCAACCGGAGCGGAAAUUUGUGGAGAUAUUAUCAUGGGGGAUGGGAGUCCCUGUGACGAAGAGUCUGGUAUGGCGCAUCCUUGUUUCGACGGGCAACAAGUAGUUCAUCAGCAACACCAGUCUUCCGGGUUCGCGCCUGCGUCCAGCGUUAGUAGUUCAGGAACAGACGUGAUGAGCAGAUCACGGAGGGGUGUAGUGGCUUGUGCAGGAGAUUCGAGUGUAGUAAACAGAAACAACCCGUUUGUAGCUGGGACAAAGGCUGCGAAACGUGAAUCAGGAGAAGGUUUGCUAGGCGACAUUGACAGUGAACGGCUCAUGGAGCUGAUUGAUGCAGAAGAUUUGACAACGAUGAUUGAGAAAGCUCCAACUUUCGGUGGUAAUGCUCGAAGUGCCACUCCUUCUAGACUGGCGCUGAUGAACAGGAUCAAGGCGGAACAACGAACGGAGAACGCUCACCUCUCAAGCACAACGAGAGCUUCGGACGGAACGCAGCUUCUCGAAGAGCAGCUGCAUCAGCAUCUUCUAACGGCGCAGAUGUCGGCCGCAUCCUCGACACCGUCUUCCUCGCCCCGAUUAGUGGAAGGUUCGGCGACAAAGAAGCAGAAGCGGGGAGUCUGCGCGCCACCACCACGAAAUCAUAAUCAUCGCAUCAAGCUAGAGCAACCGCGAUCCGGCGCAGCGAGCACGACCAACGAUUCCCGCGUGCCAGUAGAAGUUGUGAAUCUCUGUGAGCGAGGAGAUGACAUUCGCAAAAUCUUGUUAGAUUUGGAUUCAAGUAGUGGCAAUAAUAUGAUGAACCGAUCUAGUAGUUCCUCUCCUGGCAGCCGCGGGGGAGCAGCUGAUGGCGCCAUUGCCAUGGGCAGCUUCAUGAUCGGCGAGCCAGCCCGCAGCGGUGUUGCUGCUAAAAUAGGAGGAGGAGAUCAAUACCAACAGCAUGGUGCUCCUGGUCUGCCUAUGCCGGGGCCCGUGUCUAUUUCAAUGGGAGACGGGAAAGGCGGUGCUGUUGGCCCUCUUGGAAUGAAAUUUCCCAGUCCUGACAUGAUUCCACUUAUCGGCGGAGGCGUAGGAGGAGCGGCGGCAAAGACAUUUCCGAAUCCGUUUCUGAGUUGUUGUGUGGCACCAAAUGCUUCCAGUGGCGACCAAACCAGUGUAUCGGCAGGAUCCGGAGGAAAGAGAGGCGGGCCUCCAACCAAUGUGCUGAAGCCUCCAGGCGACGUGAACAUCAAGCCGCGUCCACCAAAACUGCUGCCCGGUCGCAGUAGUCCGACUGGGGUAAGCGCGUCACCGAGUAUUUCGCCAACGGCGUCCGAGGACAGCACAUCAAACCAAAUUUUCUACAACACCGUUGGAAUCAAGACGAGCAAAGGCGGGAAGCAUUCGACGUCCGGCGGAACGCCACCCAUGCCCAUCGGAAAAGGGAAUAAAGGCGGCGGGCCGUCAUUCGCUGCAUUACCAAAGCCAAAUUCUAUGCCGAGUCCAAACUUCAUGCCGAAUAUUCCCCAUCCAAAUUCUUGCGGACCACCGGGAGGUCCAUCCCUUAUUCAACCCAGUUCCCCACCUCGAUCCACGACCAUGCCGCCAGUUCCAGCUCCAAUGCGCACAAUGCCGCUGCCACCAGGCUUAGACCCGACGAUGCUUCCAAGCGACAGUCCUACCCCAGGCGCGAGUGGCGCCAAGACAAUGCCUCUCCCGCUUCCACCGCUGUUGUCGGGUGACGGAAGUACGGCGCAAAAACCUGGCCCGCUCUUCUUUCCGCCGGUGAACGGGGCUCUGCCAAACAGCAGGUAGCGAUCAGAUGUAGAUUAGUAUUCUUGUGGUCAUUCCGUGGGUCUGGCUCACUGACAGGAACCAAAGGGAACCAACUGCAUGAAAAUUCAAGUUUUUCAUGGUUGUGUAAAAUGUAAAUUGAUUGCAUUUACUUAGAAUUCACGACUACGUUACUUUUAUGAUCGAUGGAAAUGGAAUAUUAACCAGGGUUGCAACUUUCUGGAUUGGUUGCCUACUAUUUAUGUAUUUUAAUUUUUCAAAUCCUUACUACAGCACUAACAUCAGCGCCUUAACGCGCCCAGAGUCGGAACCAGUGCAAAUAAAAGCGGAACCCGCACCAGGCGACUCAGCAAAGUACUUCAUAAGGUUCGCUUGGAUCUCUAUGCCAUCCACGUCGUCAAGGACAAAUAUGUUGUGAACAAGAACAACUCACUUAGUUUCGUUGAUGUGAGUAGGCAAGCACUUUCUACUCUUCUCCUUCCUUCAGGUCGAGUCCUACUUAUGGACCUGCAACAGCGUUGUCGCGCACCGCGAGUCAGACACUGCCUAACAAGAAUCCGUAUACGCGUUUCAAUAAGCCAGACGAGCCAACACCUGAAGUUGGACCGAAGCCAUCAAUUGUGAAAAUCGAGCAUCUGCCAACGGUGCCUGAGCAACCGACGGCUUCGCCAGCUCUAGGGCGAUCUAGGUAAUUUCCUGCCUAUUUUACUUCCUCCUAGGGUUAGUGUCGUAUUUUUCUAGCAGUGAAAGUAAGGACUGCAACAAUGUAAUAAAAGCAAUUGCACGCUGUUGCUUGUGCAGAAGAUACCCUUAUCGUUAUCGACAUACAAACGCACACAUUUCAAAGCUCGUGCACAUCGUCUUUUGAGACACCGCAGAAGGAGUCUGAGGAGGCGCGAACGACGCCGAAAACAGGAGAGGGCGAGCGCGGUGUUGGUGCUCUGCAUCGGAUUUACCAAGCAGUCGCAGUGUUUCGUCUGAGGCAUUUUUCGAAUAGUGUCCUCGUAGGUAAGAACGUAGCAGCCAUGAACGCAUUGGUCACGGACCAGAAAUGCAGCUACGCGAUACCGAGUGGCGGCGAGGCAUGGAGCGCGCGUGGUGGCUGUCGACUGACGAACACUCCAGACGCGAGCGACCCCACGACAAAACCUUUACUGGAGGUAAACCGAACGAACUGGGUCGAAGCGUUUCUGGUCCUGCCUUGUAUUACAAGUUUGAAGGAUCGACAGGGUCUCAUGGGCCACGCGUCACCGACAAGUGAGUGGACUCUAGUGCGAAAAGCCUUCUUGACCGCUCUUUACCGCAAAUCCCAGCGUCCGGCACGCCAGUUGCUUGCGAACAAGGCCGGCGAAGGUAGCAGCUCGCGAAACGGCAAUAACGCGUCUCCUCAGAGUGGGGGACAAAAUAAUGAGAAGACUGAGUCCGAUGGUAAGAUUCUCAAAACAGGUGCAGGCGGCAUCUCUACAGCGCGUGUAGAGAACUCUGCGAUGAAUGCAGCCAGCGCGCCCGGCGGUAGCGCGGCUCCACUACAACAAGCGUCGAAGGGUCACAAUAAGGCCGCGGAGCAGGACGGAAAAGCGGGUAGCGUAGACCCGACGGGAGGCAACGUGAGUCGACCGGCUAGCGGAAGUAUCUCUUCUCUCGGCGAAAUAAGUAGGGCGUCAGACGAACCAGAGUCGCUCAAGGGGGGCCCCGCACACACAGCAGGUGGAAGCGCGUCCUCCAGCGCAAGCAUGACUGGAGGCAGUAGUAAAGACAGCUACAAGUAUGGCGCCAGCCUGAACACUAGUGGCAAGGGCCAACCGCAACCUUUGCAUCAAUUGCACGGUCGGGGCGCCCGCGGAAAGCAGUCCGUGUCGUCGAAUAAGGGAGGAAAGCUACAUAAUCAACCAAAAGCAUUAGCCUUCCAGAUGGGAGGUGCUCCGGGUGCGUACGCUUUCUCGGCACCAGCGCUGUCCAUCGCGGCUCGACCCACGACCGCGUUCGGCAUGCCCGCGGGCAAAACCGCAAUGGCCGUCCUUGACCCAGUGACGCAGCAACUGCAACUGGUGGCCGCACCGGCGGGUGCGACAGCGCUAGUUCAGCCUGGACAGCAGCUGCUGUUGCCAGCGCAGCCUGCCUCAAGUCUGCAGCUAGGAAAUGCAUUGCAGAUUGUUUCGUUAUCGCCUGGCAUGAAAGGAGCCCUCCAACAGCCACCAAAUAAUUUGGUAGCGCAGCAGCCGGGUGGAGCUGCGUCAGCACCGGCGCAAAACACGACACACCUCCUGAAUCCAGGAGGCGCGCCUGCAAAUCACGUGGUGUUGGCGGCGGGCGGGACACAGGUACUGCAAGCGCACCACAGUGGCCUGCAGCUGCAGCAGACACCCAGCCUUCAACCGACGCCGGUGUAUACGAGUUCGCCGAUAGGAUCCCCACUCGGCUCACCAGCUGGGUCUCCUUUAAAUUCUCCGCCGCUGACGUCGCAGCAAGCAUUAGAGCAGGCUCUGCAGAAUGCAACGAUCCCAGGCGGCUCUUGCUCAUCAAAUGUAUCACCAGUGUUGUCAUCUAGUAGUGGAAUUCCACCCGUCGUCUCGCCCUUAGGGGGCGCAAGCGCCUCUGAUCAUAUUGUUGUGCCACCUUUUCCGGCAUCAACUUCGCUGAGCAGCCCCAGCGUAGUAACACCAACUUGCGUGUCAUCAUCCUCGUCAUCGGCCAGUUGCGGAGUAAACGCCGCCGCCAUGGUUCGUGGCGUACCGGGUGCGCCACAUGGAAGCAGGAGAACAGAACAGCAUCAGCAUCCUUCAGCGCCAAUAGUGGACACAUCUAUGGGCGUCGCUCCUCUUCCGCACGCAGCCUCGUCGCCUGCAGCGAUGCCUUCGCCAAUUAUGGGCCAAGCAGGAGGGGGAGCAGAUCAGCAAUCGAGCCAUAGUGCAACUACGGCUUCGGCUUUUCCGCUCGCUUCGACCGUCGCCGCUGGACCACCACACACUCUGAUCAAGUCUCCGUCAACAUGUUCGGCCGGGCACCUCUCACCAUCCGAUUCAGAGGCGGAAGAAAGUUCAUGCGACUAUGCAAAUCGCGAUGAGCAUCCUCAGAUUCCCCCGAGUUCGGGCUGUCACGUUGACCGUAAUAUUCAAACGAACGUGGGAGGACAUCAAAGUGCGUCCUCGUCUUCUUCUACAACGAAAUGCAACAACAGCAUGAUAGCACAAGCAGGUCGCGCGCAAAAUCAGCUACUCGCGAAAUCCGCGCCCUCGUCAGGAGCUUUCGCGGGGAGCACUGCAGCUUUAGCUGCACCUGGAGCGAAAAACGCACCAGAAGUUGGUAGAGAAAUAGUGGGGCCCUUUGAAGAUAACUCAUUGAUGGCUGUAGGCGUCGCAUCCGCAAGUUCUUGUAGUACCAGUUCUAGUGGGCCUGGGCCCUCAACAGGAGUAGGACGAGGACCCUUCCAUACCGCAGCGCCACAUCAGACGCAAUAUUAAGGGUAGUUUAUUGGUGUUUCUGUUACCGUUUGUUUUGACUCUCCUGAGGGAUGAGAGCACAACAAACGGGGAACGGAGACACCAAAACGAACCCUACCUCUAACAAUAUGGCGGGGUACCUGCGUCUCAGCAUAUCCCAUGCCAGAGCAAUCCUCAGGUCUUAGGUAGUCAGCAUCAGCAACAGCAGAGUGGACGAUCACCACCUUUGGUCUAUCAGCGCCAGGCUCAGCACCACCACCAACAUCCGACGACCAUGACGCCGCAGCAUUUAGGACCGGCGCCAGCUGCGAGAACAAAUGGAGCUGUUAAUAUGAGGGUGCAGCAACAGCAUCAAGGCAAUGCGGGGUCUGCAGGAUGGAACAGCGGUGGCCAACAAAUUGCAGCUCGACCGCGUAAUCAUAAUCAGCAGCAGCAUAUCGCCGCCGGUAGCCCCAUCAUCACAUCUGCAGCACGUCCAGCUUUGAGUUUGGCACCGCCGCUGGGCCAGUACCAGCCGCAGGGAACCCCUGCGGUACCUCUAGGUGGCCACUACACAUUUGGAUGAUCAUAAUCCUAUGGACUUCUCAAGACGCGAAGUAAAGUGACAGAAACAAAACAAACGAUGGAUAAGAGAGAAAGAUAAAUAGUAACUAGUCUUUCUUUUGCAGAAGAAUUUCAUCCGUGACUUGAAGUCUUCAUGAAAAAUACAAACCGUUUGAUCAUCCGUUCCUGCAAGCUCCACCUAGUAGUUCCCCAUCCCAAAUCCGUGACCGUGAAAUCGGUUUGAUAUUUAGGAUAUUGAUACGACGCGAUAGACUGCUGACUUAUUUUUUCCAUGACUUUUUCAGAAGUGAUCUUGUGAAAAUAAAAAUAGAUUUAGAUUACACCCGUAUCCCGACGAUUUUGGAUGUCGUGAUCUAUUCCUAAUGUUGGAAUGAUUUCUUUGUUGUCAAAAUUACAUCAAUGCUAGCUUGGAUGUCAUUCUUCUUUACGUAGUAUGGCAUUGUGUUCAAACAAGAGGAGCGAAACCAACGUCGCACUGGAACGUGCGAUUGACGAUGGAGGCUCUUUACUGGUUUCAUGGUGAUUUCUUUUGUAUCUUCAAUUUUUGUCGGUAAGCAUCGAGUUAUGAAUCCAUUGCAUCUUUCUUUGUUGUACUUAUCUUGCUGCAAUACCCUUGCCAUCAUGAUGGUCAUAUAAAUAUUGGUCCUGUGAUGUGUUGUUUGAAGUUACUGCAUGAAUCCUUGUAGUUCCAAUCGAAUCGUCUUUGAUGUAAAUAAAAUACUGAUUUUUCAUUUUCUCAAUCAUUGAUUUAGACUUGUGUUGCUCAUACAUCUAGGUACAUUCCUUGGUCUCUCUUUUUCUCCUGAUAGUAGAAGAGCUACAGUACCCAUAAUCUUUCGAGAUCAUUCGUGUGUCCGCCACUGUUGGUGGGACUACCCCUGCAUAACAAGUUGGCGGAUUGGAGACUUAUCCAACGUCGACGAGACAGAUUUCAACUUACACGCGCACCACCGCAAGGCACGGCCAUUUGAGUGUUUUGUUUGGAUGGACGCUGCUUUACGGCUUCUACGGUAGUCAUGAAACGACUACAACAGGAGCACGCACAUGAUAUGGCGCCUGAUGAUAUAGGUGUAGAGAGAGGACCAUCUUCUAAGAACUACCCGAUUGACUUUAGACAGGCUUGCGUGAGACGAACAACUGCAGUAGAAAUUUUCUGAAUAUAUUUAGCGAAUUAUAAUUUUUUUUCCCAAAUCAAUGUCAAAGGAAGAUCUUCGACAAGGUCCGAGGAGAUAUGACGGAGCUCGUCUGAGCUUCUCGUUCCGAUAGAGACAAG
This is a messenger RNA of Amoebophrya sp. A25, 8135 nucleotides long. Lineage: Eukaryota; Dinophyceae; Syndiniales; Amoebophryaceae. The record is from the annotation of a GenBank genome assembly.